AUGGGGGACAAAGAAGUCUUGGUGUUCAAAUCGGAAAGCUGGGGUGAAUGGAACCCAGAUAUUGUGGUGGGUAUUGAUUUUGGGAUGACCUAUACUGGAGUUGCAUAUUCAUCCGCACCAGAAUGGCUUCCUCCAAAAACCAUCCAACGCUGGCCAGGAAAGCUCCCCGGAGAACUGGCGAACAAAGUGCCAACCUGCAUCGAGUACGAGCCCGAUUCGAACUCUAUUAGAAACUGGGGGUUUCAGUGUGAUCCAGAAGACAAAGGCUCGCAUGUUAAGGAGUUUUUCAAGCUACAUCUCGCGCCUCAGUACCAAGAUGGGCACCCCGGGGCACCCAGUCGGCAUGAAGCCCAGCGCUGGUUCCAAGACUACAUUCAAUGCAUCUAUCAGCAUGUGGUCUCUCAUUUCAAUAGCACGAUUCCGCAAUUUGGUUCGCGCAAAGUUGAAUUUAUUUUCAGUGUUCCCACUACCUGGAAGGAUGUGCGAAUGGUUGAAGAAACAAGGAGACUUCUUGAGCGGGCGAUUGGUGCAAGGACGCCGAAUCAUCGCGCCUCUAUAGGUCUUACCGAGGCAGAGGCAGCUGCAGUCUACGCUGGGAAUGAACAUUACAAUGUGGAUGAUACUAUUCUUGUCUGUGAUGCCGGUGGAGGAACCACGGAUGUCAAUGUUCUCAAACUCAUUUCAUCGCGAGGCGAGCCAACACGACUCGAACAGUUGGGCCACGUGGAAGGGCAACCUAUUGGCUCGGUAUUCAUCGACAGAAAAAUCCACCAACUCAUCGUUGAGAGGUUGGAAAAGGUCCGCGAUCAACUACGGCUCUCACCAAGCGAGGCGGCAUGGAGAAUGACCUCUGGUCGUUUCCAGAGACUCAAAUGCGCAUUUGGCACGGAGGCUACAUUGACGCCGUGGCUGAAGCUCGAUGUUCCCUCCUUGGAGCCCAAUUCCAAUCUUCCGGAGGCCGAGAUAUACAAUGGGCAAAUGCGGAUUGCAUGGGAAUCUCUCAAGAACUGCUUUGACGUGAAGGCUGCUGAAAUUUGCAACCUCUUGGGUGGGCAUAUUCGCCAUAUGCAUGCGAAAUACCCCUAUGAUCAAAUAACAUAUCUCGUCCUUUCGGGUGGAUUCGGCAGCUCCCCGUAUGUGAGAAAGUAUCUUUUAGAAAGAUACAGUGGGCCCGGUGCUCUUAUGCAUCCAAAUGCAGAAGGAAUGCAAAUCCUCCUCGCGGACGAGCCACAGCUUGUAGUUGUUCAUGGCCUGGUCUUAGAUCGGAUGCAGCAAAUUAAACAGGGAGUUCAGACUUUCGGAUCACGAUGCUCUCCUGUCAGCUACGGUAUCAUUUGCGACAAGAUAUACAAUCCAAAAAGUCACGUCGGAGAACCAGUUAGACUUGAUCCCCGAGAUAAUACGACCUUUGCCGUUGAUCAAGUCGACUGGCUUGUGAUUCAGGGUAACCCCAUUCCCUACACUGGUGUCAAAAAGGAAUUCCAAUUGAAGAUGGACCCGGGCCGGGAAGACGGUCCCUGGAAGGUGCGGAUCGUGAUGUCAGCUCUUUCACCGGACAAGCUUCCCCGGAAUAUGACCCAAAGAGGUGUUCACUUGGUCUGCAGCCUCGAUAUCGCCACUGACGGUGUGGAUAAAAAGUUGAAAAAUCGGCACUGGUACAACAUGAAACCGGCAUUUUGGAGGACUACGUUUGAUGUGAGAGUGGUGGUCGGGCCUGCGGAUCUCUCGUUUCAGUUGUGGUCGAAGGAUAGGAGGAUUCGGAGUAACAAGCAUGAACCUAUUGCAGUGAAAUGGAUGCCUGCUAGGGAGUUUGAGGAGAAGAAUGCCGUUUAA
This is a messenger RNA of Penicillium cinerascens, 1833 nucleotides long. Its product is annotated as Hsp70 family protein. NCBI's taxonomy places the organism in Eukaryota, Fungi, Ascomycota, Eurotiomycetes, Eurotiales, Aspergillaceae. The record is from RefSeq and is a predicted model, not a curated record. The transcript has 8 exons. Bases 1 to 1833 code for a protein of 610 amino acids.